AUGGCGUUACUCAAGCAAAGCUGCUGUGUAGCUGGCCGUUUCGCAGCAAACCGCCUCUGGUCGGGAGCGCCAAGUAUUUCCCAUGUCUACACGAGCGGCGUUUCAUCUGCGGCGAAGUCUUCUCCCAGACCGACUGACAGGAAUGAAAAGACACUGAGUGAUGAUGAUGGUCCAACACUGCAAGACUUCAUUUCAGGAGAACUUUCCGAGAGAAGCAACUGGGCAGAGUAUAGAGGCAACUUGAAGAGGCAGAAGGGGGAGAGGCUUCGGCUGCCCCCUUGGCUGAAGACUGAAAUCCCUAUUGGUAGAAACUACAACAGGCUGAAGAACUCUCUUAGAGACCUCAACCUUCAUACUGUAUGUGAGGAAGCCAGGUGUCCUAACAUUGGGGAAUGCUGGGGAGGAGGAGAGUAUUCUACAGCCACAGCCACCAUCAUGCUUAUGGGAGACACAUGCACCCGUGGAUGCCGCUUUUGUUCUGUCAAGACUGCUCGUCUGCCACCGCCUCUGGACCCUGAAGAGCCCUACAACACUGCAAAGGCCAUUGUUGCAUGGGGCUUGGACUAUGUGGUGCUCACUUCUGUGGACAGAGAUGAUAUUGCCGAUGGAGGGGCGGAGCAUUUCGCCAAGACUGUUUCUCACCUGAAGGAAAGGAAUCCUCAGAUCCUGGUUGAAUGUCUGACACCUGAUUUCCGGGGUGACCUUGCAGCAGUUGAGAAGAUCGCCCUGUCAGGUCUGGAUGUAUACGCGCACAACGUGGAGACGGUCCGUGAGCUGCAGAGGCAUGUCCGAGACCCUAGAGCCAACUUUGACCAAUCCCUGAGUGUUCUGAAACACGCCAAAGAGGCCAAACCUACUUUACUUACCAAGACGUCUAUAAUGCUGGGAUUGGGAGAGACUGACCAACAAAUACAAAAUACACUUAACGAGCUACGUGAAGCUGGAGUGGAUUGCCUGACACUGGGACAGUACAUGCAACCCACCAAACGCCACUUAAAGGUGGAAGAAUAUGUAACUCCAGAGAAGUUUGCAUAUUGGGAGAAAGUCGGCAAUGACAUGGGGUUUGUCUACACUGCCAGUGGGCCACUGGUUCGAUCUUCCUACAAAGCAGGAGAGUUCUUCCUGAAGAAUUUGCUUAAGAAGAAAAAAGCAGAAGCUGUCAUAGAAGAAUGA
Messenger RNA from Nerophis lumbriciformis (worm pipefish), 1173 nucleotides. NCBI's taxonomy places the organism in Eukaryota, Metazoa, Chordata, Actinopteri, Syngnathiformes, Syngnathidae. The record is from RefSeq and is a predicted model, not a curated record.